Tachysurus fulvidraco (yellow catfish) is the source of this 1421-nucleotide messenger RNA. RefSeq names its product SUN domain-containing protein 2-like. The transcript is spliced from 12 exons. The record is from RefSeq and is a predicted model, not a curated record. Bases 327 to 1352 code for a protein of 341 amino acids. Gene Ontology annotation, molecular function: protein-membrane adaptor activity. Gene Ontology annotation, biological process: nuclear envelope organization. Gene Ontology annotation, cellular component: nuclear envelope; meiotic nuclear membrane microtubule tethering complex. Lineage: Eukaryota; Metazoa; Chordata; Actinopteri; Siluriformes; Bagridae.
UUUUCACCUGCUUCAGAACAGGUUUAGAGCAUCUGACGAGUGAUCUGUAUGACGGAAUUAGCAUAACAGAGAUGUGGUCUGAGUAGCCAAAUUGGGGUGGGGCUCCGCACGUUACACACUGUUAAUGUUUGUGUAAACAAGAUCCACCAAGAUGGGAGAGCUGACUGACUAGGUUUUGUUUUUAGCCUAGCACGGACACCCGCCCACUUACCGCGUCCUUGAACACCGCUUUCGGCGUCCCCUAUCCUGGUCCCUGGUAUCAGGCGAAGCCAAGUAUUGGAGCAAGGAGAGGUUGCAAAGCCUUUACAACAGAUCAUCGUGCAGAAAUGGCACGGAGCAGUCCGAGACUGGUGACAAACAGGCAUAAUCCUGCUCGCCCCAAAAUUCCAAACAUCUAUAAGGAGACCCCUGUCAGGAUCUUCAAGAAAAGGAAGAGGAAGCCCAAAAGUCCACACAAACCCUUCAUAAAGGAGGAAGUCUGUCACAAUGUAACUAAUGAAUUCAGCAUGAGUGAUUCCCAGAGCCUGGAUACAAGGGCAGUCACACUGGCAUCUGAUAAACCUCAUCAGCAGGCUUUCCUUCUCAGCAGAUACUGUGCAAUUGUGAUGAAGAUGAUUCCUCUCACCCUCUUCCUCCUGUUGGGUAUUGUUUUCUCUUUAGGCUACAUGUGUGUUAAUAAAUACAUGUCUCGGCAUGAAGAGCACUCCCUGCAGCACACACUGCAGAUUUAUGACAUUUUAUUAAAAGAGAUUGACUCAAUGAAAGAGAUCAUAAAACAUUACAGGCUUGAAAAUGAGGAUACAGUACACAGAGCUCUGAGUCUUCGAAGAGCUGAUGAUAUUGGAAUGGCUGACUAUGCGCUGGAGUCUUUAGGUGCAACUGUGCUAACCAGUUCAAAGUCCCAUAAUAUCAGAUACUGCAGUCUGUUCGGAAUCAAUUUGCGGUGCAAGAAUAAAGGCCCUGAAACUGUUUUACGGCCGGAUGUAUACCCCGGUAACUGUUGGGGAUUUAGAGGGUCUGAAGGGCACCUGGUCAUCUCUCUGCCCUACCCUAUAAGAAUCACCCACGUUACGAUGCAGCAUCUGCCCCGAGUACUCUCUCCCAGCCAACAAAUCAAAAGCGCACCCAAAGACUUCGCAGUUUACGGACUGGAGGGAAACAGAAAUGAAGCAGAACAUCUUGGAACAUUCACCUAUGACCAGGAUGGAGAACCGAUCCAGACCUUCAAACUACCGGACUGUCCGAGUCGGCUGUUUCAGCUGGUGGAGCUGAAGAUCUUAAGUAAUUGGGGUCAUCCUGACUACACUUGUGUGUAUCGCUUCAGGAUCCACAGCCAGCCAAGCUGCAAGUAAAUGAAACUGAGCAGCAAAGUCAACUUACAAAUAAACCAACAAAAAAUAAAUAAAAUUAUCCUUGUUUAA